This is a messenger RNA of Entamoeba dispar SAW760, 978 nucleotides long. Its product is annotated as chaperone protein DNAK, putative. The transcript has a single exon. Gene Ontology annotation, molecular function: misfolded protein binding; heat shock protein binding; ATP binding. Gene Ontology annotation, biological process: cellular response to unfolded protein; protein refolding. NCBI's taxonomy places the organism in Eukaryota, Evosea, Mastigamoebida, Endamoebidae. The coding region runs from base 1 to 978 and encodes 325 amino acids. Gene Ontology annotation, cellular component: cytoplasm. The record is from RefSeq and is a predicted model, not a curated record.
AUGACUGAUAUCAUUAAAAAAAGAAUAGAAGAAGAUAUUCCAGGAUAUUAUAAACAGAAACGAGGAAUGACUCAAAAAGAAACAAUAAUAUUCAACAAGAAAAUAAUUAGAUUAAAGAAAGAAUCAGAAAGAAUUAAAAUUGAAUUAAGUGAUAAAACUGAUAUUGAAUUAAAUUUAGAAUUAUUAUUAUCUGAUGAUUAUGAUGAUGAAUAUAAUACUGAACUAGAUUUGGAUUUAUUAUCUGAUGGUUGUGAUGAUAAAUAUGAUAUUGAUCCUACUAUUACAAGAAAAGAAUUUGAAGAAGAAUGUGAAAAAAGAGGAAUAUAUGAAGAAUUUAUUAAUAAAAUAAAACAAGUUACUCAAAAAAAAGGAUAUAAAAGAGGAAAUGUCCAAUUAGUAAUAUUAAAUGGUGGAACAUGUAAAAUGCCAAGAAUUAGAGAAGAGGUUGCUAAGUUAUUUGAUAUACAAACAUUUUCUGAUAAGAAGUUUAAUCCACUUAAUGCUGUUGUAAAACGAGCUGCAUAUUUAGCAUAUUUAAAACAAGAAAAUCGCAUUAGUCCUGAAGUUAUAUAUGAUAUUGUUCCAACACCAAUUGGAAUAGAAUUAGAAGGAGAAAAAUUUGAAAUACUUAUUGAAGAUGGAGAAACACUUCCUACAAAGGGAAUAACAAAAAGGUAUUACACAACCUACGAUAAUCAAACAACAAUACAAUUUAAUGUUUAUAAAGGAUUUGGUAAAUAUGUCAACUCUCCUGAAAUGGAAUACAUUACUACACUUCAUAUUGAUGGAAUUCCUAAUGGAAAAGCUGGAGAACAAAUAAUUGACUUUACAAUUAAAGUUAAUCAGAAUGGAAUGAUGGAGUUAAGUGCUUCUGUUGUUGGAAGUGAUGUUAAAGGAGAUUUAAUUGUUAGUAUUGAUUUAUCUAAAGAAAGUGAUGAAAUUACAAAAUUAAUAAAACAUUUUCAAACAUUUUAUUAA